Molecule: messenger RNA, 1662 nt
Organism: Ochlerotatus camptorhynchus
Lineage: Eukaryota; Metazoa; Arthropoda; Insecta; Diptera; Culicidae
Product: 52 kDa repressor of the inhibitor of the protein kinase-like
Exons: 1
Coding region: 1-1662 (553 amino acids)
Source: RefSeq, a predicted model, not a curated record
AUGGAACGGACUUUGGCCGAGAACAAAGAAUUGAUCGAUGUGGAGCUGCAGUCAGAGAUUGAUGUGGAGAAACAAAAAUGGCGAGACAUCCUGGAACGACUUAUUCACUGCAUCAAGUUUCUUGCGACGCAAAACCUGGCUCUGCGAGGACACCGAGAAUCCCUCCAGUCGGACGACGCCUCUAACGUCGGGAAUUUUCUUGGACUCCUGAAACUUCUCGCCGCCUUCGACCCUGUCAUGCAAGCGCACCUCAAAAAUGCCAAAAAUCGUCCCGGAUCGACUUCUUACCUCUCGGCAGCCACACAGAACGAGUUUAUCCAUUUGAUGGCGUCUACUGUUCGCGAAAAUAUGCUCGAAACGAUCCGUCAAGCGAAAUAUUUUGGUAUCAUGUUUGAUCCGACCCCUGAUCAAGCACACCGUGAGCAAGUUUCAGAAGUAGUUAGAUAUGUGGACGUGGAUUUUACAAAGAAAACGGUACGUGUUGCAGAAUCUUUUCUAGGAUUCAUCCAGAUCAACCUGAAAGACGCUGAGAGCUUAGUUGGGACCAUUUUGAGCCAGUUGGAGAAAGACGGUAUGGACCUCCAGGAUUGCCGGUCGCAGUGCUACGACAACGCUGCUGUGAUGGCGGGACACAAAAGUGGUGUUCAACAAAGGAUCAUCGAGAAGAAUCACCUGGCAGUUUUCGUGAACUGCGACAAUCACUCACUCAACUUGAUUGGUGUCAACGCAGCCAAACAGGACGUUAUGAUGGUGACUUUUUUUGGGACCAUUCAAGCUCUCUACGUAUUCUUUUCCUCCUCGACUCAGCGCUGGGAAAAACUCAAGAUUGCUGUUCCUAAAGUUGUGAAAUCGGAGUCAACAACCAGAUGGAGCGCAAGGGUGGAAGCGGUGAAGCCCAUCAACAACCACCUCGACGAGAUACUCCAAGUCCUUCAAGCCAUGAUUGAUGGUGCCACGGAGACCACAGACACACGGAGCGAAGCGAGGCAGCUCUACAACCGGAUGUUGACUCCUGAAUUUUUGACCCUACUUGGAUUUUGGACCAACGUGCUUCUCCCGAUCGACCGAGUCCAGAAAAGGUUGCAAGAUCCGGCGAUGAACUUCCACGAUGCCGCGUUAGACCUGGAAAGCCUACGAGAUCAUUUCUACAACGAGAGGGAAAGACUAGUGAGUAAAGCUCUGGAGGUUGGGCUUAAUCUCUGUCAAGAGUGGGAGGUUGAGACGGAAAGGCGACCAAGACGAAAGAAGACAAUGGCUGGCGAAACAUCUAAAGAUGCUGGAUUGAAAACAACGCAGGAAACCGAACGAGCUAUGAAGGAGACGAUCGACCGCCUGCACACCGAGAUGGACGACAGAUUCACUCGUUUGCACGACACUGAUGCGAAGUUUGGCUUUCUUCUCGACGUUGAGGGAUUAUGUACCGGUAUCAGCAGGGACAUCUUGAAGACAAAGUGCGAGAACUUCGGCCAGACUUACAACCGUGAUGUUGAUGGUGAGCAGUACGAGGAGAUUUUGGACUUCAGAAUGAUGAUCAGUACGAGGACGAACGUUAAACUAACACGACCUGAAGAUGUUCUGCUGUUCAUCGUGCAAUACGGAGAUGAGAGCGUGUUCCCGAAUCUUCGAAUCGCCAUUCAGAUCUUAUUAACGAUUGCUGUUUAG